Molecule: messenger RNA, 699 nt
Organism: Rosa rugosa (rugosa rose)
Lineage: Eukaryota; Viridiplantae; Streptophyta; Magnoliopsida; Rosales; Rosaceae
Product: F-box/kelch-repeat protein At3g04660-like
Exons: 1
Coding region: 1-699 (232 amino acids)
Source: RefSeq, a predicted model, not a curated record
AUGGCUGUUUCCAAUAACAUGGACCGCCCCGACCACCCAGUUCGAAUAUUGAAUCCCACAACCCUAGAAUGCAUUACUAUCCCGUAUUCCUCACCCAGCUACCCCACAUCCUAUGUUACAUACCACUUCGGGUUCAAUCCUCUUGCAGACGAGUAUAAGAUUCUCCAAGUCCAACGGUUGGAAAAAGAUUACAGGGGUAUGAGUAGUUGGGUGUAUCAGAUUUUUACCCUUGGAAAAAGUUCAUGGAGGCAAAUUGAGGAAGACUUUGACCUUAAUCAUCUAGUCCCUUUUGAUUCUCACGAGUGCCACUUCCGUAAGGGUGGUUUGUAUGCCAAUGGGGUCAUGUAUUGGUUGACACGGGACAUGAUAGUGGUUUUUGAAUUUGUACGUGAGAAAUUCAGAGUGAUGCCACUUCCACAAGGUAGUCGUCUUUAUUCUCGUCCGAAGCUGUUUGAAAUGGGCGGAUGCUUGGCUAUAAUACGGCUUCAAGAGAAAGGGUUAGAGUUAUCGAUCUUAAAGGACUACCAAGAUCAGGUGUGGGUUAAUGAGAGUACAACAUUUACGGUUCGACCACCGAAGGGGGUAGAAUAUCAUAUUCCUUUGGGUACAAUCCACACUGGUGAGGAGAUCCUCCUCAGACCUCAAAUGACGAGAGUAGUGAGGAAGGAGAUGGUCCAUUUUUACAAUAGGAAGAGGUGA